This is a messenger RNA of Canariomyces notabilis, 656 nucleotides long. RefSeq lists its product as uncharacterized. The transcript is spliced from 2 exons. The record is from RefSeq and is a predicted model, not a curated record. Lineage: Eukaryota; Fungi; Ascomycota; Sordariomycetes; Sordariales; Chaetomiaceae. Bases 201 to 569 code for a protein of 122 amino acids.
CCCAACGACGCCAGCAUGCGAAGCGAGAAAUGAUACAGCCGAUGUGUCAUUGACUGGAAACUGGGAGCGGAAGUGAGGAACCCUGGAUCCGGUGCGGAGCAACAACGAACUGUACAUGCGGACUCUGCGCUUUCCACCAUGCACUGAGCAAAGGCCGGCCUCGUCACUCACCUGACUCCCUCCAAGUCAGACUGCUUUAAAUGUCCAUCCGACAAGAACACAAGUUCCCAGCUCCCGGACGAACUCGAACAAGCCUAUGCUGGCGUCGCACCCGAGCAAGAUUCAAGCAGCAGAAGAUGAUGCUGGCUUCAACUAUAUCCGCUCUGCUCCGUCGAAUGCGGGCGGCUUGGUACGAGCUUGUGAGGCAGGGAAGUGGGAGUCGGUUGGCGGGUGACGGCGAUAUUCAGAGUUCGGAUAGGGUUGUUGCCAUCAGGAGGCAUCUUGACUGCGGCACUGAGCCAGCCAUCCCUUGUCGCUCGCUCCUCCCACCCGUUCGCACGAGGCUUGGUUAUCUCCCACCGCUUAGUCGCUCUUCCGAACCCUUUACGCCUGCAAACCUGCAAAAUUGACGACGAUGAGCAUUACUGUUUGGCCGCAUUCACCGCGCAUAAUCUUGCCCUUGGCGGACAAAGUCUAGGCUAGACCGCAUGAAGAUU